Melanotaenia boesemani (Boeseman's rainbowfish) is the source of this 2923-nucleotide messenger RNA. RefSeq names its product dorsal inhibitory axon guidance protein a (gene draxina). The record is from RefSeq and is a predicted model, not a curated record. Lineage: Eukaryota; Metazoa; Chordata; Actinopteri; Atheriniformes; Melanotaeniidae. Gene Ontology annotation, cellular component: extracellular region. Gene Ontology annotation, biological process: axon guidance; Wnt signaling pathway. The transcript is spliced from 7 exons. Bases 285 to 1418 code for a protein of 377 amino acids.
UUUACCUGCAGGCGCGAGCCUCGUUCGUCCGAGACGUAUCGUAUCCUGUCUUGUCGCUGACGCGCACUUGGGAGCGCGCAUUGGAAGCUGGCGUGAUAAGAAGCGGAGGAGAAUCCGGAUGCUCGGCACAUCCAGAGGAGCGAACCACAGAGGUGCUGCUGUUGCUGCGCUGUGUUUGUGUCCUGUGUGAAGCCAUAUGACCGACGUGCUGCCCAAACCCCAAACAAAAUCAAAGGAAAACAACGACAAAUAAUCAACAGGUGGAGCGUUGUACUGGACAGAUAAUGACUUUCUCCUGGACUCUGCUGAUGGUCCUCUUGUUUGCCAUCCUGGCAUUGUCACACAGCUCUGAGCCUGGAGCUCCUCAAGGCAAGAGGAGAAAAGGACAGUCCUCAGGGGGUGGCAGCAAUGCCCUACAAUACCCUCCACAAGCUCUGCAGCGUCACGGUUAUAGCAGAGACCUCGGAGGGCAAGGCAGCCAGAGGGCCCGCCCCGCUAAAGUUGGAGCUGUGCUUCUCUCUCAUCGAGCUCUGCAUCCCCUGGCCCGGCCGGAGGAUGAUGGGACUGGCCUGGAGGGUUUGAGCCCUGUGAGAGUGGAGAUGGGCCCCAGCAGGGAGAGGGACAGAGCUCGAAUGGGUUUGAAGAGUCCAUUUGAAAGUCGGGAAAAUCAGCUUCUGGGGACACGUAAAGGAAGGGGACAUGAGAGCAGGCAUGGGCACCACUUUGAGCAAAGAAGGCAAGCAAACCGACGUGACAAGGGGCGCCACAGAAAAGGGUUUCCUCCAGAGCCUGAGUUGAGCUCUGUAUCCAAGGACAGCGACCAAUUCGAGGAUCCUCCCCCCUCCUUGUCCUCAUCAUCCACCUCCCCCUCCUUUGGCCUGACCCCACCCAGUGAUCCCCCCUCCCCCAUCAUUAGUGUCUUUGGAUCUGGCUCCUCCAUGGUUACCACGGUGACGAAUGAGCAUCCCCCAACGGUGCCCCCAGCCUCCACCAAACCCCAGAGGUCUGGACGAGGACAAGGACAAGGGGAGGUGAUGCCAACGUUGGACAUGGCGCUCUUUGACUGGACAGACUACGAAGAUAUGAAACCUGUGGACACCUGGCCGUCCUCCAGGAAGAAGGACAAAAGGCGAAGUAAGAACCUCAGCAGUGGAAACGUAACGGCAGAUAUCGAUGCAAUUGAACCGUGUGACCACCACCUUGACUGUCUCCCAGGAUCUUGUUGUGACCUGAGACAACAUGAGUGCAAACCUCACAACAGAGGGCUCAAUAACAAAUGCUACGACGACUGCAUGUGUGAGGAAGGGUUUCGUUGUUAUGCUAAAUUCCACCGAAAGCGCCGCGUAACCAGGAGGAGGGGCCGCUGCGUGGUACCAGAGUCAGUCAGCAGUGACCAAGGAGGCUUCAUUACUAUAUAAAAUUGAGGAGGAAGAACAAAAACAUGAAGAAUGAGCACAUGAUCACUCAUGACUGGAUAGCCAUAACACUGCUAACAGACUAAGUGCUUAAAGGUGGUGCCGUACUUUUGUUUUCCCUUUUAAUCAUUCCCACAAUAUUAAUCACUUAAAGGUGAACAUCUGGUCAUUUAACCCAAAAUGUCCCGAGCAUAAACUUAAAAUUGUGUUUGGAUGUUUCAUUAAGGUUUGAGCCAUACAUCCUAAUCCAUCAAAUCGUCAUCUUUAAGCACUUAAUUUAACUGUUAAAUACUGCAGAAUCUGUGUGUUUUAAAUCAGUUUUGUUCUUCAAAGUGUCUCUACAUGAAGAUGGGCUUUCCAAACUUGUACCAACCCACCAGUUCUUAAAAACUGUGUUAUCAUACAUCAUUGUUUGAGCAGAUUUGCUUAGCAGUUGACUUGUCACUGAGUUAAAUUUGUAGAUAUCACACAGAUUGGGUGUUAAUUAGUAUCACAAAUAUGGAUACUGAUAGUGUAGUUUAAUUUUAAGAAAAAGCUUUUCUUUUUAUAAUAUUUCAUUGCCCCACAGUAGGGCUGUGGUAAAAAAAAUAUCACAGUAUUAUUUUUUAUUUUGAUUCUGUUAAUACCAUCAAUUUCAAAAAGCAUACAAAUACUGAUAAACUGAGUUUUGUAUCAACUACUUUGGCAGUUUGGAAAGAGUUAAGUUAAUCUGAGUUAAGUUGAGUUGAGUUUCGCUCUCACCCCCUCUUUUGUUUCCCUUUUUGCCUGAAUUCAUUCCCUCCUAUGUCUCUGCUCAAUUGCCUUCCUCAGUUGGUAGGUCACUGUAUUUAUUUUAGUUCUUUUAUCGUUUUUUUUUUUUUUUUUUCUUCUUCUUCUUCUUUUUCCCCUUUUUGUUUGCUUGGAAGAUUGCAGCCAGCAUAGAGGCACAUUAGUGCCAAUUAGUGGAGUGGGGUGUGCUGAAGGACAUGCAGCUGGCUCUGUAGAUCAACUGAAAAUGUCUUGUGCUCAUUGCCAAGUAGAUGUAAAUUAAAUCGCAAUCUAAUUUUGACAUUGCUUUAGCUCCAGCCCUACCUCAGAGUCUCUACUAUUAUGAUAUUUUUACCAUUAACUGAUCCUUGUUACUGAUAAAAUAAUUUCUAAUGUUUUCUUUAUUUUUGGAGUCCCAGAUAAGUGUCUCUUACCGCUUCAAAGCUGGUAAAGUUGGCUUUCAUAGGCUUUCACUGGAUUAUGUCAAUAUACUGUCACAUCAAGUUUAUGGCCUCUGUGCUGAGCUGGUUCUCCAACUGAUUAAACUUAUUUCUAAAUGCAUCCAUCUGCUGAUCUGCACUGUAAACAUGAGUUUCUAUCAAAUACCUACAACAUUUUUUGAUUGAUGCUGUUUUUCAGAUAAUAGUAUGAAAAACAAUAAUGUCUGUUGGCCUUUCAUCUUACAUAUCCUAAUAUAUGUUUUAUUUAUUCUGUAUUCAAGUAUGUUUCUGUUCAUUGUGUUUUUUCUGCCUUUUCUGUUU